GGAAGCCCUCGCAUCACGUCCGAUGGUCCAGUACGUUGCCGACGUCGCCGCGCUCCCUGACUACGCGACCCUCCCCAAGGUUGUCGUUAUCGGCACCAAGGAAACGCCUGCGACAGCUCUCGCGCAACAAGUCCUUGCCCGUUUGAACAACGACUCCCCGGUUGACACCGCGAUCGUUGAACAUGCUGUGUCGAAGUUGUCAGCUGGUGCCGACAGCGCCGCCUCGUCGCACUUGUACGUGUCGUUGGGUGAACGCGGUGUCGCCAGUGUCGUUGUUGCUCAGCUCCCGACCUUCAUCUCCCGCUACAAUACCCUUGCUCGCCCGCAUGCCAUUUCCGCGCUCGUCCGCAGCAACGUGUCUGACACCAGCGAUGUGAUUGUGGCGUUGGCGUUGCCCGAACAUGCCUCUACGACCGUCUCGGCUGGUGUUGCCGUCGCCAAGGGGAUUUCAACCUCGUACAAUCACAAGAGCGGCGCGGCUCAAAGCGGUGUCAUCACCGACGGGGAGUCGACGUCCGUGACGCUCGACCAAGUGGUCGUCGUGUUUGACCACGAGUUGGACGAUUCGACCUUGAAAUCUCUCAACUCGACAGCAACGGGCAUCCACUUGACCCAACGGCUUGUGGACUCGCCUCCCAACGAACUUAACACAGACACGUUUUUGGCCGAAGCCCGCGCUGCUGCCGCGCGCUUGAACGCCGAAAUCACUGUGAUCCGUGGCGAAGAGCUGAACGACAAGGGUUUUGGUGGAAUUUAUGGUGUCGGUAAGGCUGCGGCGCACCCUCCCGCGCUCGUCGUGCUCAGUCACUACCCCACUCCGGAAUCCAAGUCGAUUCCGAGUGUGUCGUUGGUCGGCAAGGGCAUCGUGUACGACACUGGUGGAUUGUCGCUGAAGAUCUCGGGCAUGAUGGUCGGUAUGAAGCAUGACAUGGGUGGUGCCGCCGGGUUGCUCGGUGCGUUCGAAGCCUCUGUGCUUUCCGGUCGCUUCACCUCGCGCCCUCUCCACGUUGUCCUCUGCCUUGCUGAGAACGCCGUGGGUCCGUUGGCCACGCGCCCGGACGACAUCCACACUCUGUACUCUGGAAAGACGGUCGAGGUCAACAACACAGACGCAGAAGGUCGCCUCGUGUUGGGCGAUGGCGUCGCAUACGCCGUCAAGCACUUGAACCCUUACGUAAUUCUCGACAUGGCGACGUUGACAGGCGCCCAGGGCAUCGCGACCGGCAAGCGAUACGCCGCUGUCCUGUCAAACGAUGGAGACCUCGAGGACAGGACGGUCGCGGCCGGCAAAGCGUCGGGGGAUUUUGUCCACCCCAUGCCGUACGCGCCUGAAUUCUUCCGCGACGAAUUCAAGAGCAAGUUCGCCGACAUGAAGAACAGCGUCAAGGACCGCGCGAACGCCCAAGUGAGUUGCGCCGGUCAAUUCAUCGCGAACCACCUCGGCGACUACGAAACCACGGGCAAGUGGGUCCACGUUGACAUGGCGUACCCCGUGACGGAGGGCGACAUCGCCACGGGUUUCGGGGUCGGCCUUGUGCAGUCCCUCUUGGCAUCGCUUCCCUAGAUCACGACUUGUAGUUUCAACCAAAGUUUAUCCGUCUCUGAUGCUUUGUCGACCAUGCGCGCUUCGAAUGCCAAGCACUUCAUCCCGAUCAAGGUCCAUUUCGGACGGCACACCGCGAUGUCGAGUCGACAAUCAUCGUGGUUUCCAUGAAAAGGUCGCGCGCGACAUGCGGGGGUUGGUCCAGCGCAGCCGCCGAAUGCCACAUGGUUGAAAGCAUCAUCGCUCGUGCCGCGUGGCGUCCGCGCAGCGACAUGGAACUGGCAGCCAUGUGGCGUGACUUGUACCCAAAAGAACGUGUCCAAGAGAAGGAGAACUGUACUACUGUCCACGCAGGUUUGGGUGCCAACGAGGGGCGAGCAGCCACUCACUUGAUGCAGGACGUUGUGUGGGGCACGAGCGCACCAGCAGCAGCACAUGGAGCCGCAGGAUCUGGGAAUCAUGCGAUUCGUGACUGGUCGCGUGCAGCUGGCGAUCCGAAAAAAUUAACGCGAGCUUUGCGUCACCACAGCGACGUCAUGGUGAGGGCGGCGUCCUGGGUUGUUGGGUGAAUCAAGUCGUCGAUGGGGUUGAGUUGAUGCUGGAGGCCAUGGGAUCGCACCACCUAACGGCGCCCAAGAGUUAUUCCACGACGUG
Aphanomyces invadans is the source of this 2197-nucleotide messenger RNA. RefSeq lists its product as hypothetical. Lineage: Eukaryota; Oomycota; Saprolegniomycetes; Saprolegniales; Verrucalvaceae. Bases 23 to 1564 code for a protein of 513 amino acids. Gene Ontology annotation, molecular function: metalloaminopeptidase activity; manganese ion binding. The record is from RefSeq and is a predicted model, not a curated record. Gene Ontology annotation, biological process: proteolysis. Gene Ontology annotation, cellular component: cytoplasm. The transcript has 2 exons.